Messenger RNA from Salvelinus fontinalis (brook trout), 993 nucleotides. RefSeq names its product 2-hydroxyacyl-CoA lyase 1-like. Lineage: Eukaryota; Metazoa; Chordata; Actinopteri; Salmoniformes; Salmonidae. Gene Ontology annotation, biological process: fatty acid alpha-oxidation. The record is from RefSeq and is a predicted model, not a curated record. Gene Ontology annotation, cellular component: peroxisome. The transcript has 4 exons. Gene Ontology annotation, molecular function: catalytic activity; thiamine pyrophosphate binding. Bases 61 to 522 code for a protein of 153 amino acids.
CGUGUUAACGCAGACUUGUGUGUGUGUGUGUGUAGGUUGGAUGCUGGCACCUUCGGGACGAUGGGGGUGGGUCUGGGCUUUGCCAUCGCAGCUGCAACAGUGCAGAGGAACCAGAACACAGGCCAGAGGGUGGUGUGUGUGGAGGGGGACAGUGCCUUUGGAUUCUCUGGGAUGGAGGUGGAGACCAUGUGCAGGUAUAAACUCCCGGUGGUCAUCAUCGUGGUCAACAACAACGGGAUCUACAGCGGCGUGGACGCAGAGACGUGGGAAAUGAUGGGGAAGAUGGGAGAUCUCACCACUGUAGCCCCCCCUGUGACCCUGCUACCUGAAGCCCGCUAUGACGAGGUCAUGAACGCCUUCGGAGGACGAGGGUUCCUGGUGCGGACAGAGGAGGAGCUACGUAGUGCCUUACAGCUCAGCCUCAGUGACUGGGAGAGACCUAGUCUCCUCAACGUCCUCAUAGACCCCUCCUCAGACAGGAAGCAACAGGAGUUUCCAUGGCUAACUCGCUCCAACCUGUAGGCCCGAGAGGAGAGGUCUGCUGUAUGGGACAGUGAGGAAGACCUGCUUUCUUCUGCUACCUGAUGGAGAAAUUGGGUACAUCCCAAAUGGCAACCUCUUCUCUAUAAAUGUAAUUCUCUAUGGGCCCUGAUCGAAGUAGUGCACUAAAUAGGGAAUAUGGUGCCAUUUGGUAUGCAGCCCUUGUCAGUGAAGUUUCUCUCUAUAACAUGGUGUUUGGAGACAAUGACAGCUCCUCUAACAUGAGAAGGCUGCAUGUGUUUUUGUAUCUAAAAAAUAAUCAUGUUUCUAUGAAAUGUUUUAAUCAAGUCACAUUUACUACACGGUAGUAUUACAUUUUCGAUUUUGGAAAUUUAUACCAUGAUUAAGAUGUAGAUUUGUGAGAAAAUGUCAGGUAUAAUAUUUGUCUUUGGCUUGUUUACUAUAUUUGUACAAGUGUCCUUGAAAAUAAACUUUGUUGCAGACAAACUGAAA